AUGAAGGGCCUCAAGCGGUUCACGGCCUACUUCCGCAUGCUCGUUGCCGCAAACCCGUCCAAAUCAGAGCUUUGCAUGUUGGGAGUAGGCAUAGUCAGUGCAAUCGCAUCUGGCGUCCCGUUCCCAAUUAUCGGAAUUGUCUUCGGUAAACUACUCGAUGAAUUCAACUCUGUGACUUGCAAUGCGCGGGAUGGAUCCGCUACAACGAGCUCCAACUCCGAGUCUCAGCAUGAAAUCAACAAAAACAUCCUGUUGAUUGUGUAUCUGGCCAUUGCACAGUUUGUCACAAUCUACAUACACCUCACAUGCUGGACCAUGAGUGGUGCGCGCUUGGCGCAGAGACUGCGAGAGACUUACUUGAAGAGUCUGCUUCGACAGGAACCAACUUAUUUUGACAACCUGCCAGCUGGUGAGGUCGCCUCUCGACUAAAUAGCGAUAUCCAAACAAUUCGAUCCGGCUCGUCUGAGAAAGUGGGAAUCGUCCUCUCGAGUAUCGCAUUUUUUGUGACGGCCUAUAUUGUUGCUUUUAUCAAGGAUUGGAAGCUUGCUGCAGAGCUCCUCUCAUUGGUCCCAGCUUACUUUAUUAUGUCUUUUGUUGGAAGCUAUUAUAUUGAGAAACAUGCUGGCCGCAUGUCCGAUUUUGCUGCCAGUGCUGCUUCGAUUGCUUCGGAAGCGCUCUCCAAUAUUGUUGUGGUGCAAGCUUUUGGUGCAAACACUCGGUUGGAGCAAAAGUUCUCCACAGCGCUGAAGUCGUCUGAAACCGAAGGUUUGAAGAAGGCAUUAGCUGUCGGUAUUCAAGCUGGUGUCCUGUACUUUGUAGCUUAUGGUGCAAAUGGCUUGGCCUUUUGGCAAGGAAGUCAUACUGUCGCCCACUCGGUGGAGACAGGCACUGCAGGAGUCACAGUAGGCGCUACAUUCACGGUCAUUUUCAUCUUAGUUGAAGCUACUCUACUUCUCAGUCAAGUCGCACCAUUUUUGCAUCUAUUCGUUCAAGCCGUCGCAUCAUACUCAAAACUCCAAGAGGAUAUUGAGCGAGAGCCCUUGAUUGAUGCUACUAGCACCGCUGGAAUUCGUCUAUCUCAGGUGGAAGGUGGCUUCGGUUUCGAGAAUGUCUCCUUUACAUAUCCUUCCCGACCAGAGAUCACUGUGCUUGACCAGGUCAGCUUUAGCAUCCCAGCAAACAAACACACUGCUCUAGUCGGGCUUUCUGGAAGUGGAAAGUCGACUAUUGCUGGCUUGGUGACAAGACUGUACGAUCCAACAAUUGGAAGAGUCACCUUUGGAGGACACGAUAUUCGCGACGUUAAUGUGCGGGACUUGAGAAGUUUCCUCGGUCUUGUACAGCAGGAGCCAUCCCUUCUUGACCGAUCGCUUUUGGAGAAUAUUGCAUACGGCCUAAUCAAUUCUAGUAACCCGAGUCAUAAGGAUUUGAAGGAUGUUUUCCUCCGUCCAGACCUCGAAGAGCUAGCCAAGGAUCUGAGAGAUGGCAAGGAUCUCAUGACAGAAGCUGAAAAGCGUGGUUCUGAUGUCGUCAAAAUCGUUAACUUGGUAAAGCGAGCCACAGAGCUUGCCGAUGCAGAUGGCUUCAUUUCCAGGCUGCAAUACGGACUAGGAACGAAUGUGGGCUCUAGUGGAAGAUUGAUCAGUGGUGGCCAGAAGCAGCGAAUUUCUCUUGCUCGUGCCCUAGUUAGAGAUCCGGCUGUUCUCAUCCUUGAUGAGGCCACUGCUUCUCUUGACUCUCACAGUGAGCACCGUAUUCAGAAUGCGAUUGCCAAUAUUUCAGCUGGUCGGACUGUUCUUACAAUUGCUCACCGUUUGUCAACCAUAGCCAACGCAGACAACAUCAUUGUUAUGCACAAGGGGCAUAUUAUUGAGCAGGGAGAUCAUCGAACUUUGAUGGAUAGAGAUGGAUCGUAUGCCGAGCUUGUCAAGCUCCAAACUUUGUCCCCUGAAAAGAGCGAAGCGCUGGCCAGUGCUGAUAGCAUCUCUGAAAGAAGCUCCCUGGUCGAAAACGACCUAGAAGAGAUGAGUGCUGACAUCACUGAAGAAAAGCUCCCUUCGAUUGAGUCGACUAAAGUUCCCACAGAAGAAGAGGAAGAGCCAGAGACACCUGCAAAGUCUGUCUGGGCCCUUAUAAAGGGUUAUACACCCACUCUACGCCCACACCUUUUGGUUAUUGCUCUAGCACUGAUCGGAUCGAUCAUUGUCGGUGGUGCAUUCUCAGGCGAAGCUGUGAUUUUCGGAAAUACAGUCGGUAGUCUCGAUCCCUGCAAUGCAGCAGAUUAUAUUCGCUCACAGGGUAACUUCUACGGUCUGAUGUUCUUUGUCCUUGCCAUUAUUGAGUUCUUUGCCAACAUCGUCAGCUGGACUGGGUUUGGAUGGACAUCGGAAAGAAUAGUAUACACCGUCCGAGUCUUGUCAUUCCGUUCUCUUUUCGAGCAAGACCUUCAAUGGCACCAGUCCAAGGGUCGAACACCCCCGUUGCUUCUCUCUUAUAUCACGAGAGAUGGAAAUGCACUGGCUGGAUUGAGCGGUUCCAUCAUUGGCACCCUGUUCUCCAUAUCUGUCAACCUUGUCGCUGCAAUUAUCUUGACACACAUCAUCGCUUGGAGGAUUGCGCUGGUUUGUUUGGCUUUGGUCCCGCUUCUACUCGGAGCAGGCUUGAUGGAGCUUCGAGUGCUUGGCAAAUUCGAAGAGCGCCAUGAAAAUGCGUACGCCAAUUCGGUCGAGAUAGGUGUUGAAGCAGUCACAUCCAUCAGGACAAUUGCAUCACUCUCCCUUGAGGGAGAAACACUGCGGGCUUAUCGCGAGUCAUUGAAAGGGCCGCAAAAGGAAACGCUCCAGGUCACCGUGCAAGCAAGUCUUUGGCAAGCAAUUACCUACUUCCUGGGAAACCUAGUCAAUGCGCUGGCAUAUUGGUGGGGAUCUAAGCAAAUCAUCUCAGGCAACUACACACAGACACAGUUCUUGAUUGUUGUGUUUUCUCUUUUAGUCAGUGCACUCCUCUGGAGUCAGAUGUUCGCGCUUGCCCCCGAGAUUUCUCAGGCGCGGGCAGCCAUGGCACGAAUCCUCGGCCUUAUUGAGAUGGGAUCAGACAAGAUGCAAGGCCGUGUCCCCGACCACGCGCCUGACAGAGAUGUACAGGAAGACCUUGAAAUGGUAGCUGAGUCAAAGUCUAUGCAAUUUACCGGCAAGGCUUCGAGUGUCAAGCUUUCUGAUGUCCAUUUUGCAUAUCCUGCACGCCCGGACAUGAAGGUAUUGAAUGGACUCAGUAUUAACAUUCGACCUGGUCAAUUCUGCGCACUUGUCGGUCCAAGUGGCGCCGGAAAGUCCACUAUAAUUUCACUAGCAGAGCGGCUUUACAUCCCAGAGUCCGGCUCAAUUAUCAUCGACGACGUUGACGUGACCAAGACACGUGAUGUGAGAUUCCGUGACUCCAUCGCGUUAGUUCCACAAGAAAGCGUGUUAUUCGAGGGAUCGGUAGAGUUCAACAUAGGACUCGGAGCUAUACCAGGUCAGGACGCGACGAUCGAGGAUAUAAUUGAAGCAUGCAAGCUCGCCAAUAUUCACGACACGAUUGAGGCGUUGCCAGAGGGGUACCAAACGCUCUGUGGGCCGAAUGGGAACCAAUUCUCAGGAGGCCAGAAGCAGCGAUUGUCGAUUGCUCGAGCUCUUGUCCGCAAGCCGAAGCUGCUGAUUCUGGACGAGUCUACCAGUGCUUUAGACGCAGAGUCUGAGAAAUUACUGCAAGACGGGCUGGAGAAGGCUGCCCGUGGGAUUACAGUCAUUGCGAUUGCUCAUCGUCUUCGCACUAUUGUCAAGGCUGAUGUUAUCUUCUUGAUUGAGUCAGGUCAAUGUGUGGAUUUUGGCACGCAUGCACAGUUGCUUGAAAGGUCAGAGAGCUAUCGGGCUAACGUGAUGCAUCAAACUGUGGCGACCUGA
Penicillium taxi is the source of this 3942-nucleotide messenger RNA. RefSeq names its product ABC transporter ATP-binding protein. Gene Ontology annotation, molecular function: ABC-type transporter activity; ATP binding; ATP hydrolysis activity. The coding region runs from base 1 to 3942 and encodes 1313 amino acids. The transcript has 2 exons. NCBI's taxonomy places the organism in Eukaryota, Fungi, Ascomycota, Eurotiomycetes, Eurotiales, Aspergillaceae. The record is from RefSeq and is a predicted model, not a curated record. Gene Ontology annotation, cellular component: membrane. Gene Ontology annotation, biological process: transmembrane transport.